Fonsecaea erecta is the source of this 2079-nucleotide messenger RNA. RefSeq lists its product as hypothetical. The transcript has 3 exons. The coding region runs from base 1 to 2079 and encodes 692 amino acids. The record is from RefSeq and is a predicted model, not a curated record. NCBI's taxonomy places the organism in Eukaryota, Fungi, Ascomycota, Eurotiomycetes, Chaetothyriales, Herpotrichiellaceae.
AUGCGGAAGUCUGCGAAAGUAGUCAACAGCCCGCAGACGGACCUGAUCCUCCUGCCAACAUAUGCUCGGAAUUCAUCAACUGGCUUUGGAACUCGUGCUUCAAAGCCCUUCCUCUCGCCCUGUGUUCACUUCCAUUCUACGGCGACCUUCACCGCUCAGUCUGUCCUCUUGAUUGCCCCUGUCGCCGGUCCACGAUUCCAAACCCACGGCAGUCAACCCGAACCCGCCCCCCGGCGCAGCGGCAGCUUGGCGGCGAAAAAGAGGGUUGCCCAGUUGCAGAAGAAGAAGAAGGCCGCGGCUGCAGGCUCGGGGGAGAAAUCCACGACAGCUGCCAAAGACCCUUCCAAAAAGGGGGACGAGCCGGUUGGGGAUAGGACAGAAGGAGAUGUCGAUGCCGAUACCCAAGAGAAGGCCACAAGCAAGGUAGACGAGGUCGGCGACGCCGAGGCAAUCCCCCCUGCUGCAGAGGCAGAGGCAGAGGUAGAUGCAGACGAAGAAGCCUUCACUGCUGCAAUUCAAGCAGCGAGUGCCAAUAGUCCCACGCCGGAAACGGUCCUUUCUCCCGCAACGAGCUCACCCCCUUCUGGCGAUCAAGACCAGCCCUCCUCCACAAAGGGAGCCAGUGCUCGCCAUGCUGCCCGCCAACCGAGCAUUAGCCUGCAAAGCAAAAUCCGGAGCACCAGUUUCCGGGACAGCGGACCGUUGAGCCCUGCUCUGAUGUCGGGGAAUCCUUUGUUGAGGGUGGAAGAGCUGGAGAAAGAGAACAAACGGUUGACAAGGGAAGCAGAAGCCCACGAGAAGAGGUGGCGUAAACUGGAAGAAGAGUUGGAGGAGGUGCGGGAGGAGAAUGCUGAGAAGCAAGCAAAUGGCGAGGCGGAUGAGGAGAUUCGGCGGUUGCGGGCCGAGAUUGAGGCACUGAGACGACGAGCAAGUCUCAACACAACCACACUCAGCCGGAGGGGCAGCGCUGCGGGUGAGGAUGUGGCCGUGUUAAAGGCCGAACUGGAGAGGAAAGAUUCCGCCAUAGCGGACAUGCAGCUCGAGAUUUCGAGACUCCGGGGCCAGCUGUCGAGUCAGGCCCAAGGGUGCGAAGCGCACGGAGAGCAAAUUGCCGGGCUGCAGGCGUCGUUGUCGUCGGCAGAGACCAAGUUGAAAACAUUAGAGAGUGACUUGUCAGAUGCGAAGAAGGCGCUGUCCAAGGCUAGUGAGAAGGCUGUGCUGGACUCGACGGAGCGCACCAGCAAGGAGAUGAAGAUUCGGGCUCUGGAGAAAGAAUUGCAAGAAACUGCCGCACAAAGGGACGAGGUCGUGAAGAAAGCCGAACAGCUGGAGAAGAAGAUCGAAGUGAUGAACAAGCUGCACCGCGAGGCCGAAGCAAGGCAUGCCUCCAAGUUGGCCGCGGCCGAGGCCACCGCCCGAGAAGUGCCAGCGCUGCGCAUGAAGAUCGAAAAGGCCGAGAAUGAAACUGCCCAAUUACGGGAAAGGCACAAGCGUGUCAUGAGUGGCGAUGGAGGAGGAGAGGGCCUGGAUGAGCUGGAAGACGAAGAGAGGCAGAAACUCGAAAGACGAAUUCGGGAACUGGAAGGCCAAGUCUUUGAUCUCCAGCGUGGUGUCUGGAGAGACAAGAGAGUGCAGAUGCAGCCUCGGGGAGAUGAUGUCGGAUCGCGAACCUCGUUGGAUCCUGGCCCGGAGGACUUUGACGACGUGGAUCUCUCAGGUCCUGGAAACACCAGCGGUCGACGGAGGAGCUCGGUGAACCAGCAGCAGCAGCAAACCCGCCAUUCCAACUUUGCCCAGGUGCUGAAUUCGGGUCUCGCAGCAUUCCGUGCGAGCACCACGUCUCCCAGCCAACAGACUCGGGCCCGGAACGAUUCUCUGCUGCAGGAGUUCGACGACGACGAGGCCUUUGACGAGAACGCCUUCGCCCGUGCCCAGAAAGAGGAGGAGGCCCGGCAGAUGGUGGAGCAUGUGAGAGAAGUGAAACGGGGAUUGAAGCAGUGGACGGGUUGGCGGCUGGAUCUGGUAGAGGCGAGACGGGCGGGUGUCGGGGUGGGAUACGGAGAGAUUUUUGAACUCUGA